Pollicipes pollicipes is the source of this 2110-nucleotide messenger RNA. It is a transcript of the gene Aldh7A1, whose product is annotated as aldehyde dehydrogenase 7 family member A1. The coding region runs from base 78 to 1703 and encodes 541 amino acids. Lineage: Eukaryota; Metazoa; Arthropoda; Thecostraca; Pollicipedomorpha; Pollicipedidae. Gene Ontology annotation, molecular function: aldehyde dehydrogenase (NAD+) activity. The transcript has 7 exons. The record is from RefSeq and is a predicted model, not a curated record.
UGAUAUUUGCCCUAUGCCCACGCUCGUGCGGUCAGGUACCGCCCCCUUUUGGCAAGCGACUCCGGUGAAGGUGGAAGAUGGCUGCGCUGGUCGCUGCAGUCGCACGGCGUCAAUCUUUCCGUGCAUUUGGGCUAAGUCGUCGCGUUUUGUUAAGAAACAUGAGCAGCUCAUAUCUGGUCGACAGCGACGAUUCCAAGUAUGCAUUUUUGAAAGACCUUGGUCUGCAAACUGUGAAUGAUGGAGUGUACAACGGAAAAUGGGGAGGCCGAGGCGAGAUCGUGACGUCCAUCUGCCCGGCCAAUAACCGGCCGAUCGCCCAAGUGCGUACGGCCAGCGCCGAGGACUACCAGGAGACGGUGGAGGCGGCGCGCGCCGCCUGGCGCACCUGGGCCGACGUGCCGGCGCCCAAGCGGGGCGAAGUGGUGCGCCAGGUGGGCGACGCGCUGCGCCGCUACCUCGACCCGCUCGGCCGGCUCGUCUCCAUCGAGAUGGGCAAGAUCGUGCCGGAGGGCAUCGGCGAGGUGCAGGAGUACGUGGACAUCUGCGACUACGCCGUCGGUCUGUCGCGCAUGUUCGAGGGCAAGGUGAUCCCGUCCGAGCGGCCGAACCACGCUCUGCUCGAGUGCUACAACCCGCUGGGCGUGGUCGGCGUCAUCUCGGCCUUCAACUUCCCCUGCGCCGUGUACGGCUGGAACAGCGCCAUCGCCAUGACGUGCGGCAACGCCGUGAUGUGGAAGGGCGCGCCAACCACGCCGCUCAUCUCCGUGGCCGUCACGCGCAUCGUGUCGCGCGUGCUGGAGAGCAACGGCCUGCCGGGCGCCGUCUGCUCGCUGGUGCAGGGCGGCACCGAGAUCGGCAAGCUGAUGGCGGCCGACGAGCGCGUCAACCUGCUCUCCUUCACCGGCAGCACCGCCGUCGGACGUCAGGUGGCGCUGGACGUGCAGGCGCGCUUCGGCCGCUUCCUGCUCGAGCUGGGCGGCAAUAACGCGCUGCUGGUGGACGCCGACGCGGACGUGACGAUGGUGGUGCGCGCGGCGCUGUUCGCCUGCGUAGGUACGGCCGGCCAGCGCUGCACCACCACCCGACGGCUGGUGCUGCACGAGGCCGUGCAUGACCAGGUGGUGGCCGGCCUGGUGAAGGCGUACGCCCAGGUACGCAUCGGCGACCCGCUGGACGACGGCACGCUGUACGGGCCCAUGCACUCGCGCCAGGGCAUCGAGGCCUACCAGCAGGCGGUGGCCGAGGCGGUGCAGCAGGGCGGCAAGGUGGAGUACGGUGGCAAGGUGCUGGAGCGGGAGGGCAACUACGUGGAGCCGACCAUCAUCACCGGUCUGGCGCACGACGCGCCCGUCGUGCAGCGCGAGACGUUCGCGCCCAUCGUGUACGUGCUCAAGACCAAGUCGAUGGACGAGGCCAUGCAGUGGAACAACGAGGUCAAGCAGGGCCUCACCAGUGCAUUGUUCACGAAGGACCUUGGUACCAUCUUCAAGUGGCUCGGCCCCAAGGGCUCCGACUGCGGCAUCGUCAACGUCAACAUCCCGACGUCGGGCGCCGAGAUCGGCGGCGCGUUCGGCGGCGAGAAGCACACGGGCGGCGGCCGCGAGUCCGGCUCCGACGCCUGGAAACAGUACAUGCGCCGCUCCACGUGCACCAUCAACUACGGCUCCGAGCUGCCGCUGGCGCAGGGCAUCAAGUUCGAGUGACGCGUCGGGCCGUCGUUGCUGGGGAUGGGGCACGCGCCGCCCGCGGCCGUCACCGACCGUUUUGUAUCGACUCAAGGAGAAUUAUGUCGGGUAAGGAGCUUUUGUAACGCAGGUGCUGUGGAAGGGUGCUUUGUCCGGCACGCCACGACAUUAGUAUUUUUGCAACGUUUUCGCCAGGUUUUUGCCGUUGCAUUUCGAACGUGACGCAUGAGGACGCGCGAUCGGUCAGAUCUGAGCAUUAUGUACAGCCGAUUGCGUGGUGGCUGAGGGGUAUCUUCAUGGGCCCAGAGAAGCGUGAGCCCCUCCGAGUCAGCUAGCCCGACACCAGGUGGGUGCCGGGAAUUGUAUCACAAGUCACGUGCCAUGCACUCGAUGCAACUGUGGAAGAAAUAAACUUUAAUACGUGC